AUGGAGUCCACGCUGGCGACAUCCAGUGCUGCCACAGGCCCUGUCACCUUCUCCCACGUCUUUGGCCAGCAGUGCCAGCUCAUGGAAGCAGAACAAGCAGUUGGUGAGCCAGUGAGAGAGCAGGACACGCGGAUCCAUGUGAUAGAGGACAUUCCCAAGGUCAAGAACUGCACAGUGAUGGGAGGCUCUGGAUUCCUGGGGCAGCACAUGGCGGAGCCGUUGCUCGCAAGGGGCUACACCGUCAGCGUAUUCGAUAUCCGGCAAGGUUUCGAGAAUCCCCGGGUGCAGUUCUUUCUGGGUGACCUCUGCAACCAAGAGGACCUGUACCCAGCUCUGAAAGGUGUAGGCACAGGUUUCCACUGUGCAUCACCCCUACCAUCCAGUAACAACAAGGAGCUCCUUUAUAGAGUGAAUUUCAUUGGCAAGGUCAUUGAAACUUGCAAAAAGGCUGGAGUUCAGAAACUCAUUUUGACCAGCAGUGCCAGUGUCAUCUUUGAGGGCAGUGACAUACAAAAUGGAACCGAAGACCUUCCUUAUGCCACGAAACCCAUAGACUACUACACGGAGACCAAGAUCCUACCAGAGAGAGCAGUUGUGGAUGCCAGUGACCCUGAGAGAAAUUUCUUAACCACAGCUAUCCGUCCCCAUGGCAUUUUUGGCCUAGGAGAUCCCCAGUUGGUCCCCAUCCUCACUGAGGCAGCCGAGAAGGGCCAGAUGAAGUUCAUGAUUGGAAACGGGAAGAGCAGCAAUAGGAUGAUAAGGGUAGAUCUCACCUUCGUGGAGAAGGUGGUCCAUGGACACAUCCUGGCUGCAGAGCACCUCUCCCAAGAAGCAGCACUGGGUGAGAAGGCAUUUCACAUCACCAACGAUGAACCCAUCCCUUUCUGGACGUUCCUGUCCCGCAUCCUGACAGGCCUUAAUUAUGAGGCCCCCAAAUACCACAUCCCCUACUUGGCCCUUCUGGUGUCCCUGCUGGUAAUGGUGGUCAGUCCCAUCAUCCAGCUCCAGCCCACUUUCACACCAAGGCGGGUUGCACUGGCUGCCACCUUCCACCACUACAGCUGUGAAAAAGCCAAAAAGGUCAUGGGGUCCCAGCCACUGGUCACCAUGGAUGACGCCGUGGAGAGGACCGUACAGAGCUUUCUCCACCUGCGGAAGGUCAAGUGAGGCA
Marmota flaviventris (yellow-bellied marmot) is the source of this 1171-nucleotide messenger RNA. The record is from RefSeq and is a predicted model, not a curated record. NCBI's taxonomy places the organism in Eukaryota, Metazoa, Chordata, Mammalia, Rodentia, Sciuridae.